AUGCAUCGAUUAUCGAAUACAAGUCUAUUAAUGUUAGACAAUUCAUCUUUAGCGAUAUUAUGUCCAUUAGAUUCUUAUUCUGAUUGUUUACUUCGUUAUGAAAUGACUACAUAUAUAGCACAAGUAAAUUAUUAUUUAUUUAUUCUUGAUUCUAUUAUCGCUCUUGGAGGUUUUCUUGGUAAUUUACUUGCUUUAGUUGUUAUUAAUCGUAAACCAUUAAAAAAUACAUCAUCAAGCGUAUUUAUCACUUAUUUAGCUCUCUUUGAUAUAUCGGUGUUAAUUGUACAUGUUUUUUCUAUUAGUAUUUCUCAUUUUAAACUACAUAAUUUAAUUGUACACUGUUUUAUUACAUAUGCAACAGAUUUAACAACAUUUUGUAGUAUAUGGAUUCUUAUUAUCAUCACAUUAGAACGUUGCAUCGCUGUUCAUUGGCCAUUUUUAUCUAAACGUUUUUGUACAAUUCGUUUUGCUCGUUUAAGUAUAUACAUUUUAAUUGUUAUGUCAUUUAUUUUCUUUACCACUACAUUUCUUCUUGUUUAUGAACCAAAUUUUAUUCAUUCAAAAUGUACCAUUAGGAAAAAUUUACAAAAAAUAAUUCGUAUUUAUAAACCUGUUAUUUUCUAUUAUAUUCCUGAUCUUUUAUUAUUAUCAAAUUUAUUUAUUGUUUACGGAUUGUGUGUUAAACAUCGACGACAUACUCGAACAUUAAAACUUCAUAAUGAAUCAUUAAUUCGUAUUAAUGAUGUUAAUAUUAAUCGAAAACAACGUCAAUUAACUGUAAUGUUAAUUACCGUUUCACUCUCCUUCUACUUAUUUACUACACCUGCUAUUAUAAACUUUAUUACUCAACUUCAUCCACCGAAACAUCGAAAUGUUCGAAAAUUAAAAAAACUUUUUUUACAAGCACAAGUUACCGUUCUUCUUCUUCAAAUGAAUAAUGCAACAAAUUUUAUUUUCUACUGUUUAGCUGGACAACGAUUUCGAGCAGUAUGUUUACAAACAAUUCGAGAAUACUAUUCUACAUUGAAAUAUAUUUAUUAUCAUCAUUUAUUAAGACAAAAAGCAUACAUGAAACCACAAAAAUUCUAUUUUGAUACAAAACGAUAUUCGACAUUCCAAUGUCUAAAUGAUCAGAGACAUGAAUCGAUAUCAAUGUUACAUUACUCAGUCAGGCAAACAAAUUUUCCCAGACAAAGAAGAGCAAGAACGUUAACAUUUAGUUUUUAA
This is a messenger RNA of Didymodactylos carnosus, 1227 nucleotides long. NCBI's taxonomy places the organism in Eukaryota, Metazoa, Rotifera, Eurotatoria, Philodinida, Philodinidae. The record is from the annotation of a GenBank genome assembly.